GAGGGGGGGAGGGAGAGAGAGAGAGAGAGAGAGAAGCGCCAUUUCUCAGGCCGAAUGUCGGUCGGCGUGAUCCGAGGCCCGGCGGGCAACAACGACUGCCGCAUCUACGUGGGUAACCUGCCGCCCGACAUCAGGACCAAAGACAUCGAGGACGUCUUCUACAAGUACGGCAGCAUCAGGGACAUCGACCUGAAGAACCGCCGGGGAGGCCCGCCCUUCGCCUUCGUGGAGUUCGAGGAUCCACGGGAUGCAGAAGAUGCUGUGUACGGUCGAGAUGGUUACGAUUAUGAUGGCUAUCGGCUGCGUGUAGAAUUUCCACGGAGUGGUCGAGGAACUGGAAGAGGGGGUCCCGGUGGAGGACCAAGGGCAAGAUAUGGACCCCCCUCCAGGCGCUCAGAAUACAGGGUGAUAGUUUCUGGGCUUCCUCCAAGUGGUAGUUGGCAGGAUUUGAAAGAUCACAUGCGGGAAGCAGGUGAUGUAUGUUACGCUGAUGUUUUCCGUGAUGGAACUGGUGUCGUGGAGUUUGUUCGCAAAGAAGAUAUGAAUUAUGCAGUGCGAAAACUGGAUAACACAAAAUUUCGAUCUCACGAGGGAGAAACAGCAUAUAUCCGUGUGAAAGUUGACGGUCCAAGAAGUCCGAGCUAUGGAAGAUCACGUUCACGUAGCGCAGUCGAAGCAGAAGCCGUAGCCGAAGUCGCAGCAGAAGCCGUAGUUACUCUCCCAGACGAAGCAGAGGAUCUCCCCGCUACUCGCCCCGUCAAAGCAGAUCACGCUCGCGUAGUUAGAUCUUAAGCCAAUGCUGGAAUUCCUUGUAGUACUACACCACUCUUUCCUUAUAGAAUUGAUUCUUUUUUUAAAAAAAUACACGUUAAUUAGUUUUAUUCAAGUUUACUACAGAAUUUAAAUUGUCUGAUAUCCAUACAAAGAGGGUUUCUUCUCUUCAUUGUUAACAUUCCCUCCUCUAUCGUUGCUAAGGUCUAAUUUUUAAUUGUAUAGAGAGAGUAGGUUUGGAGUUUGACCGGAAGUUUUCAGGAAUGGUGUCAACACAGACUGAUUAACAGUAAACUUGCAGUAAUGUGUUAAUGUUUAUAGUUCAUUUGAAUAAGUCCUAAUGUAAGAUUCGUAGGAGGCUAUGUAGAUAGGACUGUUGUGAAACUUGUUUGUGAAAACCUUGUGUUGUACCUUAUCUUACCUUUUCAUGUAUCUUCCUAUAGACAUAUCUCAACUGAGGAUGGAUUAAGCAUUCUUUGGAUUAAAGGAUUGUGGAGCUCAUUUCAGUCAUAUUAGGAAUGUCAAACCGUGUCUAAUUGGAGGAGGAGGAGGAGGAAUCUGAUCAUUUAUGGAGGCAAUGGUUUGGAUUGGAGAGGGCUCAUUGGAUCCCAAUCCUUGGAGCUGGAUCUUUGGAUUCAAUUCAUUGUGAGGAUAGGAUAGGGAGGAUCAUAACAUGGAUUCAUGGAGCGGGAUCAAAUUACCAGGAGCUGUAGGAGUGGAUUCCUGCCCCAAUCAAACCGCACAUUUGGAUUUUUUUUCCCUCUUUUUUCCCCCCACCCCCCCUCCCCAAAAGACCCUAAUUGGCUAUUUCAAAAAAAGUCUUCCUUUUUUAUUUUAUUUUUGUCAGUUGGAGUCCAAUGGAUGGCCCCCAUGGGAUUGGGCUUUUUUUUUUGCUUUUUUUUUAAACGAAGUGAAAACCAGGAACCGGGAGAGGUACGCAGAAGCAAUCAAUCUCCUUGGACGGAUUCGGCAUUCAGGAUUUGGUAACAAUUUAAGAAGGGUGCUACCUUAUUUUUUUGUAAGCAAUUAUUAAUUAAUGGGGUAUUUUGCUUUUUAAAAAAAAUGAUAAACAAUUGGCUUUGCUUACCAAAAUUAAUGAUUAAGGGAAUAGAUAAAAUUGGCUAAUUUGGGGCCAAAAAGAUAACUUCCUGCUCAUAGUUUUAAUGUUUAACCUCCGUUUUGACAAUAAAUUCUUUUUUUACAUGCAUACUUGGAGUUUGUGAUUAUUUUGUGAACAGUAGUUUUUACCUUGCAUUUUGUGUAACUAGUCAAUCUUAAGUAAUCAUAAUACUGUUCACAGUAGAAUUCCUUGUUAAUGACUUGGAUUUUAUAUAUUCCCCUUCACUUAGUUGUACUAUCGCAUAUAUCCUACUUUUUGGUUAUUUGAUAAUUGAUCCCCUAUAUGUGAAAGUGUGGUACUGGAUUUAAGUCUGCUGGUACACAGUUGGAAUGAAACGGCUAACCAAAAAAAAAUACACAUUAGCUGUGACAUGAUUUGUUUAAUUACUUUCACAACUUAAUUGACUGAAGUUUAUUUUUUUUGUUAAAUACUGUUUCCCACUGUUUACUAUAGUGUGGUAGAACGUAUUCCUACUUUCUCAUUGUUUGUUUUCACAAACAGAUCAAUUGCUGGAGCAAUGUUGAUUUCUAAAACUAAAGCCAGGAUUGAGAGGUUUCAGAUUUUCAACUUUUUCACUCUGGAAAAUAGUUCUGUAUUAAAAGGAAGGAAAACUGUGCAGUGCUGAUGUGACAACUAAUGGCAGCACUUAUGCAUUUGAAAGGUACUGUAGAGACAUCUAGUGGUUUAAGCAAGAUCAUUUGGUAUGGUUUGUACGUUCAGCAGUUCAGACAUUUCUGAUUUUCUUGCAACGUUUAUUACACCUGUCCUGUAACAUUGCAGAUGAUUUGAAAGUGACCAGAAGAUGCAGUAAACCAGCUGACAAGAGUGUAAGAUGAGUAAACUUGGUGAGCAGAAAAAUGUUGUGAAAUUUAAUAAAGGAUCAACAAAGUC
Molecule: messenger RNA, 2782 nt
Organism: Callorhinchus milii (elephant shark)
Lineage: Eukaryota; Metazoa; Chordata; Chondrichthyes; Chimaeriformes; Callorhinchidae
Gene: srsf1b
Product: serine and arginine rich splicing factor 1b
Cellular component (GO): cytoplasm; ribonucleoprotein complex; nucleus
Molecular function (GO): mRNA binding
Source: RefSeq, a predicted model, not a curated record